Messenger RNA from Eupeodes corollae, 726 nucleotides. It is a transcript of the gene Cpr49Ag, whose product is annotated as endocuticle structural glycoprotein SgAbd-4. Gene Ontology annotation, cellular component: chitin-based extracellular matrix. Lineage: Eukaryota; Metazoa; Arthropoda; Insecta; Diptera; Syrphidae. The record is from RefSeq and is a predicted model, not a curated record. Gene Ontology annotation, molecular function: structural constituent of chitin-based larval cuticle. Bases 133 to 561 code for a protein of 142 amino acids. The transcript has 2 exons.
UCACCUGACAUAACGACAUCAGUAUCAUAACUGCCAUCGUCCGUUGUCCGUCGUCGUCGUCGUGCAAUAAGAAAGGAUUACUCUACUUCUCCUCCAUAUAUCUUAAUACCGCAGUCUAGAACUUCAUCAACCAUGUUCACAUCCUCGAUUCGCUUUUUUGCUCUGUCCGCUCUUGUCGCGUUAGUGUGUGCUCGGCCUCAGCCUCAACUACAGGAUGACGGAUCCUCGACCACACCCGCAACUAUAAUCAAACAGGUCGAUGUCAGCAAUCCCGAUGGAAGCUACAACAAUAGCUAUGAAACGUCAAAUGGAAUUAAAGUUGAAAACUCAGGAUACAUGAAGACAAUUGUUGUGCCCAGAAGUAUCGAUGAGGAUGGCAAACCUUUGGAGGAACACGAGGAAACCGUUUUGGUGCAACGCGGUUCCUACACAUAUUCCGAUCCCGAUGGCAACAUCAUUACCCUCCAGUAUAUUGCCGAUGAGAACGGCUUCCAGCCUCAAGGAGAUCAUCUGCCAGUUGCCCCUGAGGCUGUGGUUCCAUCAGGUCAGCCUCAGCAAUAGAGAUCAACCGAUCAACACUUAUACUCAGUUAAUCAUGCCAAAACUAUUAACCAUUUAGUCAGUAACAACAAAAAAUAUUGAAAUAUGUUUAUUGUUAUGAAAUUAAGUAUUGUACAGCUAUAAAAAUAAAUAAAAUUUAAAAACGAUCAAGUUUAAAGACAAAAA